GCAGCGAACAUGAAGUAGCCGGCCACAGGCUAGCCAUCUUGAACCAUUGAGGCAUAAGCGAGAAAAAACUACAAAUAGUCCGGGGGCAGUUUUCUCCUCCCUCCAAAGUGAGUGACAAGACAGAGAGGGGAGGGCCCAUGCAGGAUAAAGGCAGAAAUUGUGUCAGGAAGGGAGGACUGCCAACCAGAAACCUGAGACAGGGUCUGGUCUCAGGCACUGAUGGCAGAGAUGGAAAACGUGUCGUAUGUACCUUUGAAGCAGCCCAUCGUGUUCACAGUGGAAGGCUUCAUCAUAACCAGGCAGCAGGGAUCCUCAAAGCAUGCAUCAUCAAACAGGAGAAAAACAGUUGGAGCAAGGCCAUACAGACGUGCGCCUCCCACCUCAUCAUUUAUAUCCUCUUUGAGAUCUCCAUUUUAAUCAUUAUCAUCACCUACAGAUUGCAAGAGAUCAGCCCCAAUGCCAAGAAGUUCUGGGCCAUUUUUUUCAUCAUUGUGCCCCCCACAGUCAACCCAAUCAUCUAUGGCAUCGCCACAAAAGAUAUUCGCACAAACAUCGUGAAGUUUUUCAAAUCCACUAUUUCACCGAAAUAGGGAAACCAGCCAGUACCACUCAGUUAU
Molecule: messenger RNA, 617 nt
Organism: Anguilla anguilla (European eel)
Lineage: Eukaryota; Metazoa; Chordata; Actinopteri; Anguilliformes; Anguillidae
Product: olfactory receptor 52N5-like
Exons: 4
Coding region: 138-590 (150 amino acids)
Biological process (GO): G protein-coupled receptor signaling pathway
Cellular component (GO): membrane
Molecular function (GO): olfactory receptor activity
Source: RefSeq, a predicted model, not a curated record